Messenger RNA from Osmerus eperlanus (European smelt), 3497 nucleotides. RefSeq names its product CTD (carboxy-terminal domain, RNA polymerase II, polypeptide A) phosphatase, subunit 1 (gene ctdp1). Gene Ontology annotation, cellular component: nucleus. The record is from RefSeq and is a predicted model, not a curated record. Gene Ontology annotation, molecular function: RNA polymerase II CTD heptapeptide repeat phosphatase activity. The transcript is spliced from 13 exons. Bases 237 to 3227 code for a protein of 996 amino acids. Lineage: Eukaryota; Metazoa; Chordata; Actinopteri; Osmeriformes; Osmeridae.
ACUCGAGGACUGUCGCUGCAGUCGUGUCUUUCCUGUUUACGGGCGGGAAGAGCGAAAGAAACUGAAGCUCGGUCUGUACUGCACGUUAUGCUGUAAUAUUCAGCGCGCAGUUGUUUUUAUUUAGAACAUAGCUUAUCAGUUGACAUUAUUUAUGACAGACGCAAUUUCAGGUGACCGGGAUAUAUAUCUGAAUUGGACCGUUGAGUAAAGUUGAAAGGAAUUUGAAGAGGAAAUAGAUGGAGGACCCUGCAGAUUCCGGCGGUGGCGGUGCAGUAGAGGGCCCCAUGGUGCAAGUGGCAGAGAUCUGCUGCCCUGUCGGUGCACGUCCUCUGCGGUUGCUUGAGUGGAAAGUCAAACCCGGGUCACUCGUCAAUGUCGACUCUGUUCUUGCACUAUGUGCUCCUAUUCCGCUGGAAAAGGAGUCCGGCACCGAUGCACUAGAGCAGCAGAAAAGACUGCCAGAAAAGAAGCUGAAAUCAAACCGUGCUGGAGUUGUCAAGGAGCUCUGCUGUCAACUUGGGCAAGUCAUAUCGCCAGGUGGUGUCAUCAUCAGAAUAGAAGAAUGCAGUCAUCCCAUAGUGAUGAAGGGGCUGUGUGCUGAAUGUGGACAGGAUCUAACACAGCUACAGAACAAGAAUGGGAAGCAGCAAGCGCACAUCUCCACGGCAACCGUCUCUAUGGUGCACAGUGUGCCCGAGUUGAUGGUCAGCUCAGAGCAAGCAGAGCAGCUGGGCAGAGAGGAUCAGCAGCGGCUGCACAGGAACAAGAAGCUGGUUCUGAUGGUGGAUCUGGACCAGACGUUGAUCCACACCACCGAACAGCACUGCCAGCGAAUGUCCAACAAGGGAAUCUUCCACUUCCAGCUGGGGCGCGGAGAGCCCAUGUUACACACCCGACUGCGGCCACACUGCAAGGACUUCCUGGAAAAAAUAGCCAAGCUCUAUGAGUUGCAUGUCUUCACUUUUGGGAGCCGCCUGUAUGCACAUACCAUUGCAGGUUUUUUGGACCCAGAAAAGAAACUAUUUUCGCACCGCAUUCUCUCGAGAGACGAGUGCAUCGACCCCUACUCCAAGACGGGGAACCUUAGGAACCUUUUCCCUUGCGGCGACUCCAUGGUCUGCAUCAUUGACGACCGCGAGGACGUGUGGAAGUUUGCGCCCAACCUCAUCACGGUGAAGAAGUAUAUCUACUUCCAGGGCACAGGGGACAUCAACGCCCCUCCAGGGUCACGAGAGGCACAGAUGGCAAGAAAAGGUGGAGGCCAGGCCAGCAAGGCAGCAGAGAGCUCGGGGACGGCGACGGCGGGAACGUCGGCAGCAGAGGAGCACAACAACGGCCUCAGGAAACGGGGGAAGGACUGCAACAACGGCGGCAGGGAGGAGACGGCCGCACCCCCAACCACUCAGGAAGCACCCGCCAACCAACGGACUCGGCCGGAGGAGUCCGCCGAGGACGGGGCGAGUCGGGGCACGGGAGCCGAGGCAGAGGGCGGGCAGGGGAGCGCCAUGGCACAGGUACGCGACGGCACGAAUGCAAAAGGAGAGGACGGCAGCAGGACAUUGGGAACGGAGGAAACCGCACAAGCCUCCGAUCCAGGACCGGAGGCCAACAACCUGGACUUUGACCUCUCCAGCGACAGCGACAGCGACUCCCCCAGGGACAAGCCCCCCUCGUCAGACAGCGACGUGGAGGGGAAGCUAAGCCGCUCGAGGAUACCCAAAGUGGAGGGAGGGGUUCCCGAGGAUUCUGCCCUCAAGGAGGUGGAGAACAACGGGAGCGGAGCAGCUGGAGAGAACAGCUCCGAGGCGGGGGAACCUCCAGGAGUGGUUCUCCCGGACCCAGAGCUGGGGAACGGCUGCUCCGAGCCAGACAGGAGGGAGGCCGAGACAGAGUCCCAGAACAGCGAGCAGUCCGGGGUCACCAUGGGCGAGGAGUCCCUGGACCAGAGCAUGGAGGAUGAAGAGGACGACGAAGAAGAGGAGGCCGAUGUGGACCAGGACGACCACCUGAUCUACCUGGAGGGGGUUCUGGAGAGGAUCCACGCCGAGUACUACGCCCGCUACGAGGCCUACCUGAGGAAGGAGAACACCGAGACCCCAGACAUCCGUAAAAUCGUCCCAGAGCUGAAGAGCAGGUCUCUGGAGGGCACCACGAUCGUGUUCAGCGGCCUCUAUCCUACCAACUACCCCAUGGAGAGGACGCGCGAGUGCUACCAUGCCAAGGCUCUGGGGGCCAAGAUCGGCAAGGGCCUCGUGCUCAGCUCCAAGGAGUCCGGAAGCACAACGCAUCUCAUCGCUGCACGUGCUGGCACAGAGAAGGUGCGUCAGGCUCAAGGCUGCAGGCACCUCCACGUGGUCAAUCCUGAUUGGCUGUGGGGCUGUCUGGAGCGCUGGGAGCGUGUGGAUGAAGUGCUGUACCCGCUGAAGGAGGACUACACCAAGACACAGCGGAGCAGCAGCCCGGCUACGUUCCCUGACGUUCACGGGGCCUUCCAGAACCCUCUCUACCACCCAGUCCCCAUCCACCACAAAGUGCAGCCCUCUGCGCCCGAGGUCCGAACGUACGACCCCGUCACGGGGAAACUGAUCCGCAGGGGUCCUCAGGCCUCUCGUCCACCAUCUUACUUCCAGGCCCCGGGCUCGUGUUUGUCGAUGCCUGCUCACGGAGAGCCGUCCUCUCACAGGGGUUCCCAGAAGCCUCAGCAGCAGGGCGAUGGGGCCGUGGCGGGGUCCAGCCAAGACGACGAGCAGCCGGGGCCGUCUCGCAGGAAACGUCAGCCCAGUAUGUCGGAGAGCAUGCCCCUGUACACCCUCUGCAAGGAGGACCUGGACAGCAUGGACAGAGAGGUGGACGACAUUCUGGGCGAGGAGAGCGAUAAUGAGAGCGAGGAGCGGGGGAAGAAGCUCGGCGAAGAGGAGGAUGAAGAGGAGGAGGCAGAGCGGUCACAGGUGGGCGCGUCGAGAACCCCGAAGGGAGAGCAGCACGGCUCUCAGGCCCUCGGCACCGUCGUCAAGGAGAGGACGGAGACACGAUGGAGCGGCGAGGGCAGCCCGGCAGACAAUGUGUCAAGGGGACACAAACGAAAGCUUGACGAGGCCAAAGGAGAAGAGGAGGCGGGCGACUCGGUGGACGAGUCCACCAAGGACUCCAACGAGGAGGAGGGCAGCAGCUCCGAGGCAGACGAGAUGGCGGCCGCCCUGGAGGCAGAGCUCAAUGACUUCAUGUGACGCGGAGGACGUGUUGUAGAGAGAGACUCGGUGACCCACAGUUGACGGGAAUGAUCCCAGCGAGCCCCUUGAAUAUGUGGUACCUGUGGAUCCUAACUCUUAUCUCUGUGUGCUUUGGGAAUGUGUGUGUGUAGUUAGUAUGCGGUAUGAAUGUGUGCUGUAACAAAGUGAAUGUGUCGUACAAACAAAAAAAACGAGUCCCCUAGCAGCAGAUGGUGUGUACAUGUAGAGCUAGAUAAUUUUUAGGUUUGAUAUAGAAAUUAUUGACAU